CGUGCCGACCCCGGGAUUGGUCCCGAGGCGGCUCGGGUGUUUCCGUAGGGGGCUCGAGUUGAGAGGGGGGGCUGGCGAGUGCGCCGGGCUCUUCGGCUGGCUAUUCACAGAAGGUGCUUAGGGCCGUUCCGCAGCGUAGGGCGGCGACGGGCAUAGGCGGCUGCGCGGCUUGGGCGCACGCACAGAGCGCAGCGGCAGGAGCCCGGCACGCAGCGGAGAGGCAGCAGCGGGGACAAAGGGACCGAUCGAGCAGAAACGGGGAGGGGGGCCCGGCGGGAGGCAGCCGGCGCCGGGAGGGAGCGGCGGGAGGCUUCAGCCGGGCGGGCGAGUCCCAUGUGCCUUGGGCGCCCGGGGAAGCAACAGCAACAACCGCCGCCGCCCGCGCUCUGAAGCCGGUUGAGGAGGAUCCGCCGCCGCCGCCGUCAUGGCCUGCGCCGCCGCCGCCGGCCGCCGCCCGCAGUGCAGCCUCGCCAGCCUGAGCCGCCGCCAGCUGCCCCUGCGGGCGCAAUGAGGAGCCGCGCCGGAGCCGCCGCCUCUGCGCUGCACUGAGAAGCUCACAACGAAAGAGAGAGAAACCCAGCGAGCGAGGCCGCCCGGGCCGUCUCACCCCUACUCCGCCCGCCGCGGAUCCCACCGCCCCUGCCGGAUCCCCUUGCGAGCGGCCGCAACACCUCCUGUCGGCGGAUCCGGGAGCUCCGAGAUCCCUCCGCCGGGGGAGGAAAAAUAGUCCCGUUCCCUGCCGCCUCCCUCAGAGGCGAGGGGGAAGAAGAGGAGAGGGGCGGGGGAAGGAAGAGGAGGAAGAAAAAGAAGAGAAAAAAAAAGAACAAGGAAAAAAAAAAAAGAGAAACCGGCCGACAGGAUCAGAGGAGCCGGGCCGUCAGCCUCCGCCCCAUGUGACUGGCGCCCAGGGAGGGGGCAGCGCGGCCUAGCACACCCCCCGCCAUCGCGGCCGGGGGCAGGAGCGGGAGCGGCGCCGGGGCGGGGGGGCUGCGGACGGGGCGGAGGCGGCUCUGGGACCCACCACCGGCGCUGCCGGGAAGGAUGGUUUUGUGAGGAACGGGCGGCGUGAGGAGGAGGAAAGAAAAGAAGCGGCAGCAGCAGCCGGGCGAAGAGCGCGACAGAGACCGAGAGGGGAGGGGGCUUCCCCGGGGGGUGGGGGGCAGAGGGGGGGGAGCCCGGCGUUUCAUGUGGCGCGUCCCGCCCGUCUCCUCCAGCUGAGGGAGCGGCAGGCGGGCCCUCCGAGGCGGAGCGGGGGGGGGGGUUAAGGCCAGGAAGAGAAAAGAGAGAGGAGAAGAGAGGAGAGGUGGUGAUCGGGGCCAGAGCGGGAGACCAUGUCCGGGCGGCCCAGGACCACCUCCUUCGCGGAGAGCUGCAAGCCGGUGCAGCAGCCCUCGGCCUUCGGCAGCAUGAAAGUUAGCCGAGACAAGGAUGGCAGCAAAGUGACUACAGUAGUGGCAACUCCUGGACAAGGUCCAGAUCGACCACAAGAAGUCAGCUACACAGACACCAAGGUGAUUGGAAAUGGAUCUUUUGGUGUUGUGUAUCAAGCCAAACUCUGUGAUUCAGGAGAGCUUGUCGCCAUCAAGAAAGUCCUGCAGGAUAAAAGAUUCAAGAACCGAGAGCUCCAGAUUAUGAGAAAGCUGGAUCAUUGUAACAUUGUCCGAUUGCGUUAUUUCUUCUACUCGAGUGGAGAGAAGAAAGAUGAGGUGUACCUCAACUUGGUGCUGGACUAUGUUCCUGAAACAGUAUACAGAGUUGCCAGACAUUAUAGUCGGGCCAAACAGACACUCCCUAUGAUUUAUGUCAAGUUGUACAUGUAUCAGCUGUUCCGGAGUUUAGCCUAUAUCCAUUCCUUUGGGAUCUGCCACCGGGAUAUAAAACCACAGAACCUCUUGCUGGACCCUGAUACAGCUGUCCUAAAACUCUGCGACUUCGGAAGUGCAAAACAGCUGGUUCGUGGAGAACCUAAUGUCUCAUACAUCUGCUCUCGGUACUACAGGGCACCAGAGUUGAUCUUUGGAGCCACCGAUUAUACCUCCAGUAUAGAUGUGUGGUCAGCAGGCUGUGUAUUGGCUGAACUGUUACUAGGACAACCAAUCUUUCCAGGUGACAGUGGUGUGGAUCAGUUGGUGGAAAUAAUCAAGGUUCUGGGGACGCCUACAAGGGAGCAAAUUAGAGAAAUGAAUCCAAACUAUACUGAAUUCAAAUUCCCUCAGAUUAAGGCACAUCCAUGGACUAAGGACUCGUCAGGAACAGGACAUUUCACCUCAGGAGUACGGGUCUUCCGGCCCCGCACUCCACCAGAAGCAAUUGCGCUAUGUAGCCGUCUGUUGGAGUACACCCCUACUGCCCGCCUGACUCCCCUGGAGGCCUGUGCGCACUCUUUCUUCGAUGAACUACGGGACCCAAAUGUCAAGUUACCAAAUGGGCGAGAGAAACCUGCACUCUUCAAUUUCACCACUCAAGAACUGUCAAGUAACCCAUCUCUGGCUUCGAUCCUCAUCCCUGCUCAUGCCCGGAACCAAGCAGCUGCUUCAACCCCUACAAACGCUACAGCGGCCUCAGAUGUUAACGCAGGAGAACGAGUUCAGACCAAUAGUGUAGCUACAGCAUCAGCCUCCAACUCCACCUGAACCGGUACCAAGCAGCCAGCUGCACAGGAAAAAUCACCAGUAAUUUGAGUCUUGCUCAGCAACACUGGUCACAUUUGGAAAGAAAAUUAAAAAGAGGAAAAAAAAAAAAAAAAAACAACCAACAAACCAACCAACCUGUUCAUUUUAGUGUUCAAUUUUUUAUUAUUAUUGUUGUUCUUAUUUAACCUUGUAAAAUAUCUAUAAAUACAAACCAGUUUCAUUGUAUUCUCACUCUGCAGGGUGUCCGGGGCAGGGGACUAGGUGGGGGGAGGAGGGAAAGCGGAGCAAUACAACACACCAAUGUCUCUCCCCUCGACAAUCUCUUCAUGUUGGAAGUUUGCUGUUGUGUACUUCAGAACCAGGACUCUUGCCUCAUGCCCCCUCCCACAACAGAAAGAAGGAAAAAAAAAAAAAAAAAACC
Molecule: messenger RNA, 3054 nt
Organism: Chroicocephalus ridibundus (black-headed gull)
Lineage: Eukaryota; Metazoa; Chordata; Aves; Charadriiformes; Laridae
Gene: GSK3B
Product: glycogen synthase kinase 3 beta
Exons: 12
Coding region: 1332-2633 (433 amino acids)
Biological process (GO): extrinsic apoptotic signaling pathway in absence of ligand; insulin receptor signaling pathway; regulation of microtubule cytoskeleton organization
Cellular component (GO): beta-catenin destruction complex; axon; cytosol
Molecular function (GO): tau-protein kinase activity; protein serine/threonine kinase activity; ATP binding
Source: RefSeq, a predicted model, not a curated record